Messenger RNA from Symbiodinium natans, 1347 nucleotides. NCBI's taxonomy places the organism in Eukaryota, Dinophyceae, Suessiales, Symbiodiniaceae. The record is from the annotation of a GenBank genome assembly.
AUGGUCACGGCCGCCAAGGUACAGGCUCGUGCCAGCUCGAAGGAUGGGCGCGCGGCGCAGCCAAGUGAUGCCGGUCGCACGGAGAUCCCCGAGGGGGACCCCGCCGCGUCCACAUCACACAGCCGCUUCGCUUCCGAAGUGUCGCAAGCGGAAAGUCAAGAGGCUUGGGAACCGCUGAGCUAUGGCGAGCAGCUGGUCCUGGAGACCUAUCUCCGCUACCGCGGGAGAAGAUACGACCGCCAGCGCCAGGAUGCCUUGUCCCAGCCGCGGAAGAUCCGCCCUCCCCCAGACGCCCACCCAGGCACAGCAGGCAUCCAGCAAGUGUCCACUGUAGUGGAAGCUAUCAGAUUGGGGUACCGCACCCUAGACACCGCCUUGCUGUAUGGGAACCACCACCUCAUCCGAGCUGCCAUCGCGCAAAGUGGCGUUCCGCGCGAGGAUUUAUUUCUCACAUCUAAGGUCGGGUUUCUCCCAAGCAGCAUGGAGCUACCAGAGGAGCACAAAGAUGCCUUUGGCUUCGAUUUUUUACCAGUGCCUCAAGAGAUUGUGCCGCGAGUCCAUCCGCUGAAUGUCAAGGGCAAGGAGCUCCCAGCCAUUCAACUCAGCCUAGAGCAGCUGGGCACUUCCUACUUGGAUCUAUGCCUCAUCCACACCCCCGCAACCUCCGCGCUGGAGCUGGCCGCGUCCUUCAUACCCCAUGCCUACGGGGCGGGGAUGCUGGCGCAGCUGCCGAAAUGGUCCGAGACCAUGGUGAGGGGGGCGCUGACUGCCCUCGCGUCUCAGGAAGUUCAGAGAAGGGUGGAAGAGGCCCAUGAGGAGCGGAAGAAGUCCUGGCAGAACCUUGAGGAGGCGCAGCGAAGAGGGCUCUGCAAGCACAUCGGUGUCAGCAACUACCCGACGGCAUUCAUGAAGGAGAUGGAUGCAUACAGGACGGCGCCAAUCUACAACACCCAGCAGGAGCUCCAUCCGCUGGCACAGUUUCGGGACGUCCAGGAGUAUGCAAGGGACGCGGGUGUGCGGCUCACAGGCUAUGGCACGGGAAUCCUCACUUCGAAUGCGGUGGCGCGGCAAGUUGCAGCACGGCUCGGCCGAACCUCAGGGCAGGUUCUGCUGCGCUGGGCCGUGCAGAGAGGAGUUGCAGUUACCCCGAAAUCGAACAAGGCCUGGCGCUUGAAGGAGAAUUUGGCGGUCUUGGAGUUUGAGCUCGAAGACAAGGACAUGAAGCUGCUGGACGCCCUAGACCAGCAGCAUGUGUUUUAUUGGAAUACCAGUCUUCUUGUUCCAGUGGCCUCCGCGCCUACCUCCACAGUGGCCGGCUCGCCCAGUUCGAGCCGCGCGGAGCUUUGA